Pungitius pungitius (ninespine stickleback) is the source of this 1635-nucleotide messenger RNA. RefSeq lists its product as uncharacterized. The record is from RefSeq and is a predicted model, not a curated record. The transcript is spliced from 11 exons. Lineage: Eukaryota; Metazoa; Chordata; Actinopteri; Perciformes; Gasterosteidae. The coding region runs from base 406 to 1560 and encodes 384 amino acids.
GCUAACUUAAGUUUGCCGAAGCUACAUUCUUCCUUGCCGUCAGUAAUUCUGAGGGGAACCAACACAGUUUAGCAUAACUACUUCGUUCACAAACUAAACGAGUGUCGGUUAUUUGCAGGACAGAGCACAAAGUAUCGGAGUUGGUAGUUAACGCUUUAGCUCUGUUAGCUAAUGUGAGCAUUCACGGACAUAUUUUCGCGCGCAUGUCGGCGCGGAACUGCUGUGUGUGGGAGAAUGGCGUUUUUGUUAUAAAGGUGGGGGAAACACUGCUAUCACGUAACAGUUUAAAUCGGGUCAGUAGAUCGGUCGCUUUUACCAACGUUCACCAUCCACUACUGCCCGACUUGUAGACCUGAGUGUAUCUUGUCAUUUAAAUAUUAAAUAUUGGCACCCAAAUACUUUCAGAUGCCGCGCGGAAAGUCCUUCUUCCGUUCUGAGGCUGCCAAGUUUCGCAUGGCAGAGCGGAGCUACGGUUCUCAACUCCAGCAAGGCUGUGGCACAGGUCGGCGUCACUUUGUGCGCCCAUGGCCAAAGUCUUCCCUCACUGGAAGACAACGUAAAUUGGUCAUUCCACCCAAGUUUCCAGACAAGAAGUUGGUGCUUGUUCUCGGAUGCUCCCACCUGCGUGCAAUUGCAGAUGGAUUUGUGACUAUGCCGGACGGCAUCCUCACCUUUGGCUUCCUCUCCAUCCCUGGGGGGAGCGCAGCUGACCUGAAGCUGGAGAUUGAGAACACUGUUCUCACUCACCAACCUGAUGCACUUUGUGUCCUGGCUCCAAGCAACAAUUUGACAGCCAGUCGUUCCGUCAGUGAAGCAGGAGCUGAUUUUGCCAAGCUCAUGACCAGUGUGACCAAACGCUUUCCUAAUGUGUUUGUCCUGGACUUUCCCCCACGCCUCAACUGUGAGGUGAAAGACCAGGACCUGUUGCGACAGGAAUUCCGUGAUGUCACUGCACGGAUGAGUGUGAAGUACUGUUCCAUUGCAGAGUACUUUCCACUCCAAGACCGUAAACUUUGGGUCAGAGACGGCGAUGAGGUGAAGGAUUGCUCCGUCCCGCUAACCCCUGCCAGGUCUAGCUUGGUGCCGUUGGUGAAGAUGGAUGACACUACUCCAUUGAAUGUUCCUAGCCCUAAGGAAUGCACUCCAGUCCCUCCACACAUAACAGAGGUGGACACGUCACCAACUUCAACAGAGGUGAUGGCCAGACCUCAGCCUACCAGAGUUUCGGUAGCUGUCAAAAAAGAGGUCCAGGCAGCACCAGGUGCAGAAGAGACGGCAGGGUCGUCUUCUACUGGUGUUCCAAAAGAAGCUGCCUCCGUCAAGGUGCAAACGUCACCAACCUUUGCGGAGGUCGCUGCUCAAUACUCCCAUAUGAGGGUUUUGGAGGCUGUAACAAAGAAGGUCCCAGAAACACCAGGUGGAGAAGGUUCGAAGGAGUCGUCAUCUACUGGUGUUCAGCAGGAAGCUGUCCCAAACGAGGUUUUGCCGAGUGGGGGGGAGUCUGAAGGGUCGUCUUCUACUGGUGAUGAGGAAGGGUCUAUCAAGCUGAAGGUAUCUUAAUUUUAUAUUGUUUUUAGACAUUUUUCUGGUGCAUUCCAUUCUACUUAAUUGUCGUGGUUGAUUCUUUCAAUUCUG